CACUUCAAAAUGCAGAAAGAUUGUCAUUCACAAACACCAUUCAAACUCAGUACAUAUACAGAUAAUCUGUUUAAAGAAAUACAUACCUACAUAGCAUAUUUUGAGCUGAAUUGUGCUUUAUGAAUCUGACCAUUGAAUGAAGGGCAGUGCUUUGAAAAAGAUCUGCAGAAUGGAAAAAAUCUCCCUAAUUGCACUGCUCUUAGCAGCACUUGGUGUUCUUGUUAUUGUUGUUAGUACCAACGCCAACACAGCUGAUAGUAAAACAGCGACUAUAAGACGCGUUAUAGUUGAUGUGGAUGCGGGUCCAGAUGACGCAUGGGCUGUGUACCAUCUGCUGAAAACUCCAGGAGUGCACGUUGAAGCCAUCAGCUGUGUCCGGGGUAAUAGCAAUGUAACGAACGUGGGUCGAAACGUGCUAAGGAUACUAACUGCCAUUGGGAAAGAGGGUGAAAUUCCCGUUUACCUAGGUUCCAACGAACGACUGAUCACACACGCUCGGAUGGUUGAACCAGAAAAUAUGUACUUCGGAAGCGACGGGUUUUCCGAUAUACAAUUUGAAGGUUCACCCCCGGACAUGAGUUUGCUUAGGUCGGACGCAUUGACGGAACUGUUCAAACUGAUCGGUCGGUAUCGCAACGAGAUUACGUUCAUCAGCCUGGGACCGUUGACAAACUUGGCUCUGCUGUUCAAGGUCUACCCCGAUACACGUCAAUGGAUCAAAGAGCUUUACAUCAUGGGUGGGAAUCGGCACGGUGUCGGAAAUACCCAAAAUGCUGCGGAGUUUAAUUUCUUCAAUGAUCCGGAAGCGGCGAGUAUUGUGAUUAACGGCUAUCUGGGGAACAUCAACAUUUUGCCGUGGGAAACAGCCUCCAGAGAUAAUCUGGUUAUGAAUCAGACCUGGAGAUUCGACGUGCUGGGAAACUCGAACAAUCCAGUGGUUCAAAUACUGAACCCGGUGGAACGGAAACCUCUGGGCGAGAACGAUAACUGGAUGCCGUGUGAUGUGCUAGUGGCUAUGAGUUUCACCCAUCCAGAUUUGGUUAUCGAACGGAAACGUUACCCAGCCGACGUCGAACUGCAUGGUUGGUUGACCCGGGGGCAGCUGGUGCUGGAUCAUGGUAAUGAAGGUACCGGCAAUGUGACGAUUAUUGAUAACAUGGAGACUGCUGGCGUUGUGAAAAUUUUGAUGCACUUAGCAUCGGUUUAAAUACUUUGGAGUAAGUUGUGAAGAUUUGUUGAAAAAUAAAAAAGUUUACGGAAA
This is a messenger RNA of Topomyia yanbarensis, 1261 nucleotides long. Its product is annotated as nucleoside hydrolase-like. The transcript is spliced from 5 exons. Gene Ontology annotation, molecular function: hydrolase activity, hydrolyzing N-glycosyl compounds. Lineage: Eukaryota; Metazoa; Arthropoda; Insecta; Diptera; Culicidae. Bases 137 to 1207 code for a protein of 356 amino acids. The record is from RefSeq and is a predicted model, not a curated record.